This is a messenger RNA of Dracunculus medinensis (Guinea worm), 324 nucleotides long. The record is from the annotation of a GenBank genome assembly. Lineage: Eukaryota; Metazoa; Nematoda; Chromadorea; Rhabditida; Dracunculidae.
AUGGAGGGACGAAGACUUCUGGAAUCAUUAUUAAGUGCCAGAGGGGAUGAUUGUAACAGAUUAAUUGAGGUAAAUCAAGUUGGAAAUGAAAAUUUGACCGCAAAUAAAAGUCGGAAUUCUAAUAUUGUUACCAGUAAUACUAAUGAUAAUAAUACCAAUAACAGUCGUCAACGUCGUCGUAUUUCGCGUGCACAGAGUGUUGCUAAACGACUCGAUGAACACCGUCCACCAGGUUUGUUCUUUGUACUGACUUCUAAUUUAGCUGGAUUUAGCAGCUGCGAAGAUGUUAUGGCCAAUUCACCAGAGCGGCACUCGGGGACGUGA